Molecule: messenger RNA, 1217 nt
Organism: Microplitis demolitor
Lineage: Eukaryota; Metazoa; Arthropoda; Insecta; Hymenoptera; Braconidae
Product: putative nuclease HARBI1
Exons: 2
Coding region: 1-1179 (392 amino acids)
Source: RefSeq, a predicted model, not a curated record
AUGAUCGUAGAAAGUCAUUUAUCAAGUACUGACAGUUCUACAACUACCGAUGAUAGUUGGAGCGAAUGGAGUAGCAUGUCAUCUGAUGACGAUACAAUUUAUGACGACAAUAAUAGAGAUGUAUUAAUAUUCCCUCUAUUAAGGUAUUUGACAACUGGAAACAAACGAAACCGAGUUGAAGACUAUUUAUUAGUAGUUGAGUCUUGGUCAGAUAUGGAGUUCAAAGAACAUUUUCGAUUAUCACGGAGGAUUGCAUUACAACUUAUAGAUGAAUUGGAUACUUCAGAUUUCAUACCAAAAAAUAAUUUUGGUAAAUUACCUAUUGCUGGAAAAUUGAGUUUUUAUAUAUUUCUAUGGUUCAUGUCUAAUACAGAACCUCUGAGGACAAUCUCUGAUAGAUUUGAUGUUUCGAUAUCGUCAGUAUUUCGAGUUAUACGUCGAGUGCUUUCAUCGAUUUUAACUAAAUUAAAUGCAAUUGUUAAAUGGCCUGAAACUAACAAUGAAAUUCUUGCUGUAUGUAAUGGUUUUUAUGGUAAACAACAGAUCCCUAAUAUUUUUGGAGCAAUUGACUGCACUCAUAUAAGAAUUGUAAAACCUACUGUAAAUGGAAACGAUUAUUGCAAUCGUAAAAAAUAUUUUUCUGUUAAUUUACAAGCUGUUGUGGACUCCUGCUCAUGCAUUACUAAUGUUUAUUGCGGAGAACCUGGUUCUCUUCACGAUGCUCGAGUUUUUAGAAGAUCAUCGCUGUAUCACUCGGCAACGGAAAAUCAAGUUCUUUUAUUUCCGAAUAAUACGUUUUUAAUAGGUGAUUCAGCAUAUUCAUCUUUAUCAUGGCUUAUUCCACCUUUCCGUGAUAACGGUCGAUUAACACGUCAACAAGUACAAUUCAAUUUUAUACAUUCCUCUACUCGAAUGGCUGUAGAAAGAGCUUUCGGUAUGCUAAAAGGUCGAUUUCGUCGAAUAAAAUUUUUUACAGAAUACCGAGAAUUAAGUUUUGUUAUUGACACAGUAAUAGCUGCUUGUAUUUUACAUAACUAUUGUAUUAAUGAAAACGAUGACUUUAACUUAGACGAAACUGAUGAUGGAUUAAAUAUAGGAAAUAUUCACGCAGAAAAUGUGGAUGGAAAUCGUUUAGAUCGAAGGAUGACAUUAUUACAAGAAUUAUUUCCUCAAAUUUAAGGCAUAUUGAUGUUCUGUUUGUUUAAUAUUAGAAAAAU